Chaetomium globosum CBS 148.51 is the source of this 927-nucleotide messenger RNA. RefSeq lists its product as uncharacterized. Bases 1 to 927 code for a protein of 308 amino acids. The record is from RefSeq and is a predicted model, not a curated record. NCBI's taxonomy places the organism in Eukaryota, Fungi, Ascomycota, Sordariomycetes, Sordariales, Chaetomiaceae. The transcript has 2 exons.
AUGGAGGACAUGGGGAUACGAGCCCGGGUUAUUCAGAAAGCUGUAGUUAGGAUAGUACGAGACGAUGCCGCACGACUUCAGGUGCGUUGCGGAAAAUCAACAGGGACGCUGGCCUCCUCUUCCGACUCUCUGACCAUGGCCGCAAAUGCCGUCUCUCCGAGCCUGAUACCGCCGCCGGCAGCCGUGUCCAGCUUUCCAGGAUGCAUCUUCCUGCCCAUUGACCGCCGCUGGAGCCAGUAUUUCUUGCCCUCAGAGGUCAUUGUCCAGGCAAUGAGAUGCGCCCCAAAAGAGAGCACUUCAAAGAGCUGGCUUCCGCCGCCGUUGUUCAUGUUGAAGUUUUUCGAACAGAUGCUCCCCUUCCGGAGUCAGCACGCGCACUGGCUCACCGGUCCAGCACAGUUCCUUGAUUUUGCCUUCAGCCUUGGCCCGAGAGAUUGUGUCAUUGAUGAACCGCGUUCGAGUGUCAAAGAGGUCUCCUCCGUCAACUGGGGCUUGAAGUUGCAGCAUCCUACGUUCCCGGUCGAUUGUCCACAACCUGUUCUCGACAUUUCGGCGAUUUUGUCCGAAGACAACAACCGCAAGAAGCUGCAACAAGCUUCGGAGAUCCUGGGGGUCUCAGUUUCUGAUCUCGUCGCCUUUUCCUCACACCGCCGCCGUGACCACGCUGAACAGCGGUCCCAAACCCCACCCGGCAAUGAUCAAGAUCGGAUGUGCGUGAACCCCAAAGCGCCAUCAACUUCACAGAUCAACCAGCUAAAUUCCCUGCCCAGUUGCCAAGUUCAAGCGCCUGCAGGGUACGACUUCAACUGGGCGCAACUUCAGGGAAACGAACCGGGCCACUGGCUGGCCCGGCUCUACCUGCACCGUUGCUUGGAUCUGCAGUCACCGCCAGCUCAGCCGCAGAUUCCGCAGUUCAGCGCACGUUAG